Molecule: messenger RNA, 4530 nt
Organism: Thrips palmi
Lineage: Eukaryota; Metazoa; Arthropoda; Insecta; Thysanoptera; Thripidae
Gene: ninaC
Product: neither inactivation nor afterpotential protein C
Exons: 30
Coding region: 37-4530 (1497 amino acids)
Biological process (GO): protein phosphorylation
Cellular component (GO): myosin complex
Molecular function (GO): cytoskeletal motor activity; protein binding; ATP binding
Source: RefSeq, a predicted model, not a curated record
AGUGACAUAGCCCAGGCGGCCGAGCCUUGAGUCACCAUGGCGGGGUCCGGGCCGCCUGCGUCCGAGUUCAGCCUGUCGGCGCUGCCCGACCCCGGGGACCGCUUCAUCCUGGGUGACGUCAUCGGCAAGGGUCUGUCCGGGACCGUGUACGAAGCGCAGGACACGGAAGCAGGCAACAUGAAGGUGGCGGUCAAGAUCCUGCAGGUGGACGAGGACAAGCUGGACGACGCGCGCGAGGAGUACCACGUGCUGCGCGACCUGAGCGACCACCCGCACUUGCCCGACUUCUACGGCGCGUUCGCGCGGCGGGCGGACGACGGCGACCAGGUGUGGUUCGCCAUGGAGCUGUGCGCCCACGGCCCCGUCACGGACCUGGUGCGCGGGCUGCUGGACCAGAACAAGAAGAUGAUCGAGGACCACAUCGCGUACAUCAUCAAGUGCGCCAUCAAGGCCCUGGUGCACCUCCACGAGCACCACGUCAUGCACCGGGACGUGCGCGGCAGCAACAUACUCCUCAACGCCAACGGCGAAGUCAAGCUGGUGGACUACGGCCUGUCAAGAGAGCUGGACAGUACGAUGGGACGCCGGUCGUCCUGCCUUGGGUCCCCAGCCUGGCUCGCCCCCGAGGUGGUGUCGUGCUCCAACACGCACAAGGAGGACAGUGACGGCUACGACAACAAGUGCGACGUUUGGUCUAUCGGCAUGACCGCCAUCGAGCUGGGCGACGGCAAGGCCCCGCUCCAGGACAUGCACCCGACCCGGGCCUUGUUCCAGAUCCUGCGAAACCCUCCGCCCAACCUGUACCGCCCCGCCAACUGGACGCAGCUUUACAAUGACUUCAUCGCCGAGUGCCUGGAGAAGAACCCCGAGAACAGACCUUUUAUGGCGGAAUUAAUGGAGCACCCCUUCAUCACGGCACUGCCCGACAGCGACGACCACUUCCAGACCGAGUUGAAGAUGAUCGCCCAGUCCGUGUCUCCGACCAUGCGGGACAGGCGGUUCGACGAGGUGCUCGUUCGAGACGGCUUCAUAAGGAAAGACCAGACGGACGCCGUGGACCCCAUGGUGGUGGAGGACCUGGCCGCCAUGGAGGUGCUGUCGGACGAGACUAUCACGCGCGAGCUGGAGGAGCGCUACCGGAAGGGCUUCUACCACACGUUCGUCGGCGACGUGCUGGUCGUGCUGAACCCCAACAUGGAGGUGCCCAACAUGUACGGCAAGCAGCGGCAGUGCAAGUACCAGUUCAAGUCGCGGUCCGACAACCAGCCGCACGUGUACGCCGUGGCGGACUCGGCGUACCAGGACGUGUUCCACAACGAGGAGCCGCAGCGCAUCAUCCUGGCCGGCGAGACCAUGUCGGGCAAGACGACCAACUUCAAGCACAUGCUGUCCCACCUGCUGUUCCUCGGCAAGAGCGGCAACGGCGCCUCGGAGCGCGUGGAGAAGGCGGUGAGCGUGGUGCAGGCGCUGGGCAACGCGGCCACGCCCCUCAACCCCAGCUCGACGCGACACGUGCACCACCUGGAGGUGACGUUCACGGCCACGGGCAAGGCCAGCGGCGCCAUCAUCUGGCUGUACCAGCUGGAGAAGUGGCGCGUCACCACCGAGUGCCAGAAGGGCAACGCCAACUUCCACGUGUUCUACUACUUCUACGACGCCAUGGCCGCCUCCAGUUCACUGGACCGCUACCACCUGGAGCCCGGUCGCGGUUAUCGCUAUCUGCGAGCCAGUGGCGAGACGUGCAGCGACAAGGACCCCCGCAACACGCCGGACAACAACGUGGCGCGCUACGAGAAGCUGCGCCAGUUCCUGAUUGACCUGGACUUCGACGAGGAGCAGCGGGAGACGCUGUGGAGGACGCUCGCCGCCAUCCUCAUCCUGGGCGAAGUCACCUUCGUCGAAAACGAGGACAACUUCGCCGACGUGGAGAACACGGACGUGGCCAACAAAGUGGCCGACCUGCUCUGCGUGGAGGACAAGAAGUUCGUGUGGGCGCUGACCAACUACUGCGUGAUCCACAAGGGCACGGCCGAGCGCCGGCGCCACACGCGCGAGGAGGCGGUGCAGGCACGCGACGUGAUGGCGCGCGCGCUCUACUCGCGCCUCGUGGACUGGAUGGUCAACACCAUCAACUUCAAGCUGUCGUACAACAGGGCCAUCUUUGGCGACAAGCACGUGGUGAGUAUCACGGACAUGUUCGGCUUCGAGUGCCACCAGCAGAAGAAUACCCUGGAGACCCUCUUCAUCAACACCCUCAACGAGCAGAUGACCUACCACUACGGCCAGCGGUCGUUCGCCUGGGAAAUGCAAGAGCAAGAGGAGGAGGAGAUCCCGCUGCAGCCGCUGCAGUACUACAACAACAAGGGCACGGUGGACGAGCUGAUGCUCAAGCCGGACGGCCUGCUGUACCUGCUGGACGACGCGAGCCGCAACGGCCACGGCCCGGACUUCAUCCUCGAGUCGCUCCGCAACGAGCCGCGCGGGCCGCGCAUCAUGGCGGGCGACUCGAACUUCGUGGUGGCGCACUACACGGGCAAGGUGACGUACGACGUGCGCGCCAUGUCGGCCAAGAACAGGGACUUCCUGCCGCCCGAAAUGAUCGAGACGCUGCGCCAGUCCAACGACGUCAACAUCAAGCACAUGUUCACCGGGCAGCUGUCCAAGUCCGGCAACCUGACGGCGCCGUCGCCGCCCGCCGGCGUCAGCAGGCCCGCCAAGGAGGGCCCCAAGAAGACGCGCUGGGGCGCGGCGCUCAUUGCGGAGACGGGCAAGUGCAGGCACUACAACACCGAGUCCCGCGGCCAGUACUCGCAGACGCGCCGCAUGCGCACCGCCGCCGCCACCUUCCGCGGGGCCUGCUUGGAGGUGCUGCGGGCACUGGCCUUCGGCCCGGGCUGCGGGGGCACGCACUUCGUCAGGUGCGUCCGCACGGACAUGACGAACCAGCCCAGGGCGUUCCAGCCUGACUUGGUGCGCCACCAGCUCCGCGCCCUGGCCGUCUUGGACACGGCCCGCGCGCGCCAGAAGGGCUACUCCACGAGAGUGCCCUUCGAGGAGUUCCUCCGGAGGUACAAGUUCCUGGCGUUCGACUUUGACGAGAACGUGGACAUCACCAAGGACAACUGCCGCCUGCUGCUGAUCCGCCUCAAGAUGGAGGGCUGGGUGCUGGGCAAGACCAAGGUGUUCCUCAAGUACUACCACGAGGAGUACCUCUCCAGGCUGUACGAGCAGCAGGUGAAGAAGAUCAUCAAGGUGCAGUGCAUGAUGCGGGCCUUCCUCGCCAAGCGCAACAUGCAGACCAAGCUGAAGCGCAUGCAGAGCCAGGACUCCGUGACCAGCCGCAAGGGUGGCAAGGCCGCGGGCAAGGCGCCACCGAAGGGCAAGCAGGCACCCGGCAAGGCCACCAGCGAGCAGAACGAGGCGGCCACCGUCAUCCAGCGAAACUUCCGCGGCUACAAGGUGCGCAAGGAGUACGGACCACUCGUCAGUGCGGGUGGCAAGCUGGACGUGGAGACCGCCCACUUCAUCCGACACUACUGCCACAAGUGGAAGGCAAAGUCCAUGUACCAAGUCCUCCUCCUGUACAGAGCCAAGCGCUACCAGGACUUCGUUUACUUCGCACAGCAGGCCCACAUGUACAACCAGAGCGUGGUGUGGAACUUGCAAAGCAACCGGGAGCAGGUGGACGCCUCCAGUCUGGACUCCAGGGCUCCCAAGGACUUCCUGGAGGCGGCGGCCGACCAUAAGCCUAACGUGUUUAAGCUGCCCUUCCGCCUGCAGGACCCCUUACUGCUGGGGGUGUUUAGCAAAGUGGAUCCUCUCUCCGCGGACCGGCGCGCGUCUCUUCAGGAAGACGAGCCCUGGGACGCGCCCUUCAAGCCCAAGGGCACCAACAAAAACUCGACGCCAGUCAUCAUUGGUCCUUACGGCAAGAGGGAUCAAGAGGUGCAGACGUCGCUGGUGUCGCUCAGGGAUGCAGUGAGAGAUGACGACAGGCGCUCUUCGUACAGCAACGCGCGGAACGGACCAGCCGCUCCAGAAUUCAAGGCGCCGCCCUACACGUCGCGGCCGAACAACCAGAGCUACGCACACGACAACAACAACGUGAAUAAAGGAGGCGGCCGCGUGCGGGCGGGCGCCCCCGCCGUGGGCCCCCCUGGGGGCAGGCGGCCUUUCAACCCCGUGGCGGAGCUGGAGCUGCGCGGCCAGAAGACGCCCAGGCAGCAGGACGACUCGGACGACCCCCCCUUCAACUUCCAGGCCAUGCUGCGAAAGACGAACCACGGCCGCAACUCCCUGAAGCGCCACAGCUCCGGCGAGGACACGUUCGGCCCCACAGUGUACAGCUCGGGCAACCUCAGGCCUUCCCCGCCGUCGCCCACGCCGUCGGGGCGCCGCAGCCGAUCGCCGCGACCCGACUCGCCCACGCGACGGCCUCGGGACAUCCCCGCCAGGCGGCGGCCGGGGUCACUCGUGAGCACGGAGCUGGCGCCGGGCAUCGUGGUGCACGGCCACGUGGCGGACUUGUAG